GACGGCCGUUGCGCUAUCAGACGCGAGACAAUGGUUUAGAAAUUCUGUGAUGGAUCUGUCCCUAAAUUUGAUUCAAUUUAUGGGAACAAGCGCGCGCUUGAAAGGAGCACACAUUUCCCUCCUAUCACAGGGCUUUACUGCAACUGACCCCACCCAUCUCAGAUACCGCAGCUUGCGCGCCGAGGAGCAGUCUGGGAGAAAUAUACAAGCAGCAUCUGGAUUUGAUUUAAUUCAUACGCGCUGUUGUGCAGUACUGUAGCCUGCAAACAAUCAUAUAAAUUGCUUAUAUAUUUGUUGUGUGUUUGCAAACGAGGGAUUUAAUUCAGUUAUAAAUGCGUAGUGCUGCUGAUGCUGAAUAUCUGAAAGCAUUUGACAAAAAGGAUCUCAUCUGCACGCGGAUGUUGACCAAAGAAGACAUUGGAGUGUUCCGGAGGCAACACAACACCGACGAGAACGAAGGAUGUCUAGACUAGUUAUAUUCUUUUGAAUGGACAUUUUUGGGAAUACCUGCAUGUUUGGAUAGCUCACUGUCAGGUGACAUAGAUAGACAGGGGUUCUUCUUUAUCUGUUGUUUUAAUAAAAGUGAAGCAGCGAUGGAUGAAGGUGCAGAGUCCGAUGAUGCUGUCAUUAUUGUGGAGAACGAAGCAGAGAGCAUGCCAGUUCAGGAGAACACGAACGCCUGCAACGAGCGGACAGGCACCUUGAAUUUUCUGGACACUUGUCCCGUGUGUCAUUUAAACUUUCACAGUCGAGAACCAAAACUUCUGCCAUGUCUCCACUCUUUUUGUAAGAAGUGUUUGCCGUCGGCUUCCAGGAAUUUGGCCAUGCCAGACACUAACAGCUCGACGAAACCACUGAAUGUGAUUCGCUGUCCGGUGUGCAGACAGGAGUGUAUGGAGGUGGACGUGAUGGAGAACUUCUUUGUGAGGGACUCAGUGGAGGCUUCCAGCAGCACCGUGGAGAGGACUGUUCAGCUAUGUAUGAGUUGUGAGGACAACACAGAGACUACAGGUUUCUGUGUGGACUGUGUGGAGUUCAUGUGUGCCACCUGCGUGGAGGCCCACCAGAGGGUCAAGUUCACCAAAGACCACACCAUCAGACAGAAGGGGGAUGUAUCUCAAGAGUAUGUGGGUGUUUCCACUCAUAGGCCAGUGUUCUGUGAAGUCCACAAGCAGGAGCCCCUGAAGCUGUUCUGUGAAACCUGUGAUCUACCAACCUGUCGAGACUGUCAGCUACUCAAGCACAAGGACCACAAUUACCAGUUUCUGGAGGAUGCCUAUAAGAAUCACAAACAUUAUAUGGAGGAUAUGAAUCGUCAACUGCUGGAAAAAAAGAAGAUAAUUGAAGAUGUGUCAAACUCCAUAAACAAUGGACUCCUUCAAGUUGAUGAGAACCGCAUAUCAGUUCACAAUGAAAUCAAGAAGUCCAUCUGUAGUCUGAUACUAGAGAUCAACAGAAAGGGAAAGAUUCUUGUCAAUCAGCUUGAGGGCCUGACAAAGGAUCAUGAGAGCGGUCUGAAGAAGCAGAAGGAGGAUAUUGGCUAUCUGUCCAGACACCUGGAUCACGUGAUCAACUUCACAAAAUGGGCGACAGCUAGGAACGGCGGCACAGCUCUCCUGUACUGCAAACGUUUGAUUCUGUUUCAGAUCGGAAACCUGCUGCGGGCUAAAUGCAAUACCUCGUUUGUACCGCAGAGCACUGUGCGUUUCCAGUGUCGGUCAGGCUUCUGGGCUUCAAAUGUCGAUCUGGGCUCAUUAGUGGUGGAGAAUGUCCCAGGCCCCCAGCUGGGCAGCUUCCAGGGCAUCCCUCAUCAACUCCCCCAUCCUGGGCAGGGCCCCUCAGGCUCCCCCAACAGCCUGCCCCCAGGCCUCUCCCAGGCCCGCCUGGCCCCCCACAACCACAACACCCUGGCUCAGCUCCAGAUGCAGGUGGAGAAACUAGCCCAACAGCCUCACUGGCAGCCCCAGACCCCACCCUGGGCCUGGUACCAGAGCAUGCGGCUCCAGAGACCCCCUCCAGGGCCCCUCCAGGGUGGCUCUCCCUCCCAGAGUCUCCCCCCCAUGCCACAGCAGGGCCGGAGGUUCAUUGCCCCCCCUGCAAUCCAUCUUAGUCCCACCAGCACCCUGCCAAGUCCUGGAUAUCCUCCCCAGGCUGUCCAAUCACUGAGAGGCCUGGUGAGCAGCCCCAGCAGCUAUGCACUCAAACACAUGGACGUAUUCAACCCAAUGCCUCACUUCUCCCACAAUGCACCACUGUCUAGCAACGGCAGCCUCAGUUCUCCUCACUUGCGACAGCAACAGAUGGAGUCUGCAUAUCACAACAAGCACCCUGGAGGCCCUGUCCAGAUAAUAAGACCCAACUUCCCUCAGACCCUACCAGCUUCCCUCCCAUACAGAACUGCACAAGGACAUCAUCAUGCAGGACUAACUGCUAUAUCCUGUGAAGAGAAACCAGGGACUGUUUCCUGGAAACCUCUGGAGACACAGCAGAAGGCGUAUGGAGCUGGGGGAUCAGCUGCCAAGAGGAGACGAAGGGCAUCGCCUGGACCCAUCAUCAUCAUAAAAGACGAGCCAGAGGACGACAUCAGCUGUGUACAGGGUAACCUGAGAGCCAACCUCCCAGACAGUAGCACGGGGGUCCAGGCCCAAACCUGUCGGCAAGAUGGAGGGGAACAACAAGUCCAGAUUUCUUGUCAGAGCACAGAGGAAAAGGCCCAGGCCCCACCACAGCCUCCAGGGCCUUCAGGGGACCUGAGUCAAGCCCCACAGCAGAGCCACUCUCUGGGGGCAGAGCAGCAGCUAGGCAGUCAGGGCCCAGCUCCAGAAGAGGACCCUAAUGAGGAUUGGUGUGCUGUGUGUCAGAAUGGAGGAGAGCUGCUACUGUGUUGUGACAAGUGUCCCAAAGUCUUCCACCUCUCUUGCCACAUCCCCACCCUCUUCAGAUUACCCAGUGGGGAGUGGUUCUGCUCAUUCUGCCGUGACCUGUCAGUGCCUGAGGUGGUGUAUGACUGUGACAUCAGCAGAUUAGAGCCCAGAACAGUGAAGGAGGAACCAGACUCUGAGGGAGGAUUCUGCCCUGUGGACAAACGGAAAUGUGAGCGAUUGUUGCUGAAGAUGUACUGCAGUGAGCUCAGUGCUGACUUCCAGGAGGCUAGAUCCCCCUUGAUAUUGCCAGAGAACCAGGAGACCCAAAAGACGCCGAUGGUUCUGUCCAUUGUGAAGAGCAAGCUGGAAUCCAGGGAGAGCCCCUGCUACCAGACACCUUCUGAGUUUGUAUCAGACAUCCGACUCAUCUUCAGGAACUGUGCAGCAUUCAAUGAGGCUGACACUGAGGUUGCCACUGCAGGGAGAAACCUGGAGAGGUUCUUUGAGGAGCAGUUGAAGUUACUCUACCCUGAACGGAUUUUUCCAAAGGUCAAAUCUGAGGUCAUCAGUUCUGUGACCCCUCCCGUCUCUCCUCCCCCUCCCACAACCCCUGAUGAGGAGAGUUCCCAGCAUGCAAAGCAUCAGCGCAGGUGCUCUGAGACCCAGGAGUUGUGUACUCCUGCUCAGCUAAGCUCACCAAAGGGAGAGGAAGAGGCCGUAUAAGCGUGCACAUCGUCAUCUCAUCAACUUUUAUCAGUCAAUAACACUGCCAGUACUAGCCUAUACUAGUAAUUCAUCUUAUUCUCUGAGAAAGUCUGAUUUUCUAAAUGUGCCAAAAUAACGUUCUGUGAUUGAAUCAUUUUGCACAAAAGAACAGUGAAGCAGGGUACCAAAAUCCUUUCCUCCUCCUACUAUACCUGCUUAAGACUGGUUUACAUUAAGGCUGUACUAAUAUAGUGUUGCUAUGACUAAAGACCCUGAGUAUCAAAUAUGAAAACAGAAGGUGUUUGAUUAUCCAGCAGCCUGUGUGGAUAUGGUUCUUGUAACAGAGUAUGUGUACCUUCUGGGGAAUAGGAACUGUUACAAGGUUAGUAAAGUGAAAACACGUCAAAGGUAUCAAACCAGCCUGAUAAAACACAAGACUAUUUCAGUUGUUAUUGGAAGACUGUAUGAAGUGUUAGUUUCAUGAACAUGUCAGCUGUGCGAGGUCUAGUUGUUCAGGCCUACGGUAGCCUUGACUCUAGUUUACAGUGAUGGCUGGUAGCAUGACACAAGGCCUACUUUAUUAAUCGCAACAAUAGAACUUCCUCUUUGUUCCCUCAUUGUUUUGUCAUUGAGCCAUUCAAUGUGUCAUGUAUUUAUAUUUUACAUUGUUGUAGUGGUUUUUAUGCAGUGUAUGUAAAUAUUUACAAUGAUCAUUAACUUAAACCAGGCAAGUAAAUCUUCAACAAAAUGCAGUCCCAAAUAACCUCAUUUGCUAUGUUUUCUCAUGACUUCAAACCAUCGCUACUUAUGAAAACCAAAAUAUUGUAUUCAUAAAAAAGACUUAUUGCAUGCAAGUUUACUUGCAGCUGUUUACAGGGUAAAAUAAACAAUGUCCAUUAUCUUA
Messenger RNA from Oncorhynchus mykiss (rainbow trout), 4473 nucleotides. RefSeq names its product transcription intermediary factor 1-alpha. Gene Ontology annotation, cellular component: chromatin. Gene Ontology annotation, molecular function: zinc ion binding; protein binding. NCBI's taxonomy places the organism in Eukaryota, Metazoa, Chordata, Actinopteri, Salmoniformes, Salmonidae. The record is from RefSeq and is a predicted model, not a curated record.